UUUUCAAUAUAGAGUAGAGUGAUUCAAUUAUCAGGAAAUUUGUCUUAUAAUGAAGGUUGGGAAAUGGGAUCAUUGCUUGCAGGCAAGGCCUAGCUUAGAGCAGGGCAGAGUGGAAGACAUCUUAGAUGCCAACCUACUGUUAGAACAUUGCAACAUGGAAAUGAUGCUGAAAAUGGGGCAGCUUGGUCUAAGAUGUGUGGUGAAGGUGCCUAAACAACGUCCCACAAUGACCCAGGUGUGGCAGGAAUUGGAGUUGGCUCUCUACUCAGUUGGCAACUUCAUUCAUAAGCAGCCUUCAAGCAGCUCUCAAAGAUUAACCGGUGGGUCUCAUAGAUCAACAGAUCCCCGGCAUUGGAGAUCAACUGACCAUGAGUUCUCUCAAAGCUCUGUAAGCAUAGAUGGGGUUGGAUUUCAAAGAUUUCAUGUGGAGAUGGAUAGCCUCUUCUCCAUGAGCACAAGUUUAAGGUGCUUGGAGGCUAAUAGCAUUAGCAUUGAUGUUGAUAAAGAACAAUUUGAGAGGAGUAUCUGAGGAAACUAAUAAGGUGGAGCCAUCUCAUCAUUGAUUUUGCACUAUGCUCAUGUAUAGUGAGCACAUUGAUGUGAAUCAUCUUGUCUGGUCAAAUUGCCUAUUAUCUGCAUGAUUGUAACCUGUAAUCUGUAUGCUUGUCUACUAUCUUUAAUGGUAGAAUAUUUUUCCUAUUAAAAAAACAGAGGGACUGCUACUAACCAUGAUUUGUAUAUCCUAUUCAGUCAAAGGCUCAAUCUCUGGAGUAGGGGCUGAGAAAUCCCAUCUA
Vitis vinifera (wine grape) is the source of this 794-nucleotide messenger RNA. RefSeq lists its product as uncharacterized. The transcript has a single exon. The record is from RefSeq and is a predicted model, not a curated record. Lineage: Eukaryota; Viridiplantae; Streptophyta; Magnoliopsida; Vitales; Vitaceae. Bases 50 to 529 code for a protein of 159 amino acids.